Molecule: messenger RNA, 1917 nt
Organism: Cladocopium goreaui
Lineage: Eukaryota; Dinophyceae; Suessiales; Symbiodiniaceae
Source: the annotation of a GenBank genome assembly
GCGCGUAGCUGUAGAGCGUUCCAUGCGCGCCCUGUCGCCAGUGCCACCUCCUCGGGUCUCUACACCAGAGCCUUUCCGUGGAGAUGCUGCGCUUAGCGUUCAGCUCACAGAGAGUGAGCAAAGUCGAAGGGCGUGUUUGAGGGGCCUUCUGCAGAAGGCAGUGCUUGGACAGGAGACUCACAUCAACUACAUCACCGGGAGCAAUUUGGUUCCAAUUAUCCCUCUGCUUCUGGCAGAUGUGGUAUGUGAACCCGCCAGGAAGAGACUCGCGUUUGGUCGGACUGAAUACGCGACGCACGUGCUUGUGGCACCCCGGCCAUACGCUGAAAUGGCGGAACAUCCUGACGAAUGCUCCCAUGUUUGGCUGACGCAUCUACUUUUUAACCUCAGCCGACGUGGGGCUUUGCGAUGGGAUGUGAAGCAGAGCUACAGUAUUACUAGUAGGCAGCUCAUCAUGAGGGAGGAGACACAAUUGCUUGACGUACGAAAAAUUCACCGCUUGGAUGUGGUGGCAGUAAAGUCUUCUGGAUCCGCGGAAUUCCUUUGCGAAACCAAUGUGAGAACCGGUGUGGGAUCCGGAUGCGGAACAGGUUCGAUUUGGUCUCUGAUGUCGCACCUGGGUAGCAGUGCAGAUCGAUGUGAAGGCAGAGAAUGUGGUCCUUCACGGAGAGCGAGCGGUCCUGAUCGACUUCGGCAUUGCAUCAUGGCGGAAGAUGCGGAAGCUCCCGCUUGCAACAUGGAUGAUGAAGUGGCGAUGAGGAAACGGGUUGGAUCACCAGGCUACGUAGCACCGGAGAUUAUUAUGCACAAGCCUUACAACGAAAAAGUUGAUGUCUUUGCAGCUGGUGUCAUUUUAUACUUUAUGCUACGUGGCAAACUACCCUUCUCCGCAGAGACGCAGGAUGGAACUCUGGAGACGAUCAACCGUCAUGUUGAUGCACGACCUAGUGCCUUUGAGUGUUUCUACAAAGUCUAUUCCAUGGCGAGCCCAGAAGUCAGGAGCUCGGAGGCCUUCCAAAUUGCAAAGAUGGGCUUAGUUCGAUUGGGAGAGCUUGACAGGAAGGCGAACACUCCGCAGGGCACUGGCUCGCAAGGCACUGGCUCGCAAGGCAUUGGCUCACAUGGAACUGGUUCGCACGGAACUGGUUCGCAUGGCAGUAGCACUGGUUCGAAUAGUUUGACCCCUGGUCCGGUUCGAACAUCUGGAUCUCGGACAUCACGGACCUCUGGUGCGUCUCGAACAUCCCAGGCGUCGCUGCCAGCCUCUCCAGCUGUGUCCGAGCGGACCGAGAUCGACCAGACCGACCAAUCGACCUCACUGUGUUUGGCAGCUCAUUCAGGGGAUCCAGGAAAUACCUUCAGCUGCUAUGCGACGCUUCCGCCAGCUGUUUGCCCGCAGUUGCUCUCUGGUAGCACUUCCUUCACCCCAGUGCGGCAAAUGUGCAAUGUGGUCGAUCUCCCUAAGGACUUCAGUUCCAUUGCUGAAGACCGGUCAGACACGGUAACGUUGCCAAGAGUGCCUCGGCCAUCGGAUGCCCGAACUGGGUUUGCCCUCGUGGCAGCAGAAGCACCGACCUCUUCCUCUGGAACCCUGCCAGUGCCACCUGCAUCAGCACGACUGAGUCUGCCGGUGACGCCGGUGCACUUGGUCGGCGGCGAAUUCCUUCCUCCAUGUCCGCGGCUGCCCCAGCAUCGAUGUCUGCGUCUCCAGCGGAAUUUGAAAUCGGAGGUGCUGGAGGCGCCUCAACGAGGCUUCCGAAGCGACUCUACUAGACUAGUAGAGUGGAGACGUGGUGCACCACUUGUGGUCCAGCUUGAAAAAGGAGCGUACUGCGUUGGUGAAGUGUGGGCCAUGGUGGGUCGCCGGUGCUCGAACAUCGAACAGGGAGCAAGCGGACCAAUAACAUCGAACGCCAG